Messenger RNA from Leucoraja erinaceus (little skate), 1629 nucleotides. RefSeq names its product SUMO peptidase family member, NEDD8 specific (gene senp8). NCBI's taxonomy places the organism in Eukaryota, Metazoa, Chordata, Chondrichthyes, Rajiformes, Rajidae. The record is from RefSeq and is a predicted model, not a curated record. Gene Ontology annotation, biological process: proteolysis. Gene Ontology annotation, molecular function: cysteine-type peptidase activity; deNEDDylase activity. The transcript has 2 exons. The coding region runs from base 144 to 779 and encodes 211 amino acids.
GUGCGGCAUCUCUCCGCAGGCCGGGGCCGCAGCCGCAGCGCCACCUGCCGGCACCGGCGGGAAGUUGGUGGAGUAGCGGCGGCAUGAAGCGGCGCUCUACGCCAUAGCGUCGUGUGGAACCGGCUCUGGCCGUCAGGAGCAGCAUGAAUUCGGUGAUCCUAAGCUACCAUGACAGCUUGAUACGGCACUCAGACAUGCUGCUGCUCAACCCACCCAACUGGCUGAAUGACCACAUCAUUAGCUUUGCCUUUGAAUACUUUGCCACCGAGCAGUAUAAGGAGCUGCUGGGCAAGGUGUGCUUCAUCAGCCCUGAGGUGACCCAGUUUAUCAAGUGUACGACCAGUCAGGAGGAGCUGGCCAUCUUCCUGGAGCCGCUCGCCCUGAACCAGAAGAGCUUGGUCUUCCUGGCAGUCAACGAUAACUCCGUGCAGGCGGCUGGCGGGUCUCACUGGAGCCUGCUCCACUACAGCAGGGACAAGGACUGUUUCAGCCACUUUGAUUCCUGCAGCAGCAUGAACGAAAGCCAUGCCCGUCAGAUUGCCAGGAAACUGCAGCACUUCUUGGGAACCAAAUCUGAAGUGCCUUUCCUAGAAGAGCUGGCGCCAGUCCAGAAAAACAGCUAUGAUUGUGGGAUGUACGUUAUCUGUAACACAGAGGUCCUUUGUGAGCAGUACCUCAGGGGUGAGCAGAGGCCACUGAUGAUGGUUGUCACCCCAUCUUACAUCACCCAGAAGAGAGUUAGCUGGAAAAAGCUGAUUGAGCGGUUGUCGAAGGAAUAACUACUUCUUGCCUGAAUGUCUACCUUGUUUUGUGGAUGAGUCAGCUAUAUUUUUGUUUACAGUCAUCGUUUCCUUUACAGAGUUGGGGAAUCUUUCAGGUCAAUAUAAAAAGGCUGUGGAUUUUUGAAUGUUGUGAAAGUUGUCCCUUUUAAGACGGCUGAGGAAUCUUGUUCCUCCACAUCCCCCAACUCUCAGCAAAGUAAGUUUGCAGUUGGCUAUCUUGUAAUAUUGAGAGUGCACUAUAUUACAGCUACACAACAACUCUGCCAUGUAAUCUGACCCUGCAUAAAACUAUUUAACCAAAAAUUACACUGCUAUUGGUCCAUGGGGGAGAAAUAGUAAUAGAACUGAUGGUAACAUGCCAUUGCUGUACCUGUUAAACAACAGUGCCAUUAUUUAUCCACAUGUGAUAGUGCUCCACAACACCUCAUUCACCCGUGGCUGAAUUAUGUGCAAAUGAUAUUUAAUCUGAUAUUUCCUUGAGGUUUCCUUGUUUUAUCUUGAAUCUAAAAAUUCUAUGUGACUUGAUGCAGCACCAAAAACAGAAUGACAAAGGACUUGCAUUGCAGUCCCCUUGUUUUUGAGACUAUAUCCUCAAAAUUUACCUUGGGCUUUCAAUCAUUCAACCCCCCUGAUAUCCAACAAUCCACAGGCUUUCGAAACAUGAAACUUGGUGUCAUUUGAUAGUUUUAUGAUUUAGCAUCUUCUCUGUGUUGGUUCUUCCUAUUUUUCAGUCAUGACAGGGGUUGGUUCAUUAUGGUUGAGUUGUAAUUUUAACUAUUUGUUACUUUAGGGUGGGGGAAUUGGAAUUAAAAAUGUCAUAUUCACAAAAUACAUUUUAAACCAGCAA